Molecule: messenger RNA, 967 nt
Organism: Darwinula stevensoni
Lineage: Eukaryota; Metazoa; Arthropoda; Ostracoda; Podocopida; Darwinulidae
Source: the annotation of a GenBank genome assembly
AUGACAAUGGGGUCCCUGGUGCAGGCCCAAAUGUCAACACUCAACUAUCAGCUCUACAAGAUGGGCAUGCAAGUCGUCGGUCCCAUCGCGGAGCUUCAACUGCUGACUUCCGUCGAAUGUGCCUUUCACUGUCACAUGAGCAAGAAUCCAACUUGUUACACCUUCUCCGCCACGAAGAGCUCCGGAGCCGUCGACUGCCGGCUGAGUGGAUGGAAACCGAACCUCCAGGCGGAUACUAACAGCGAGUACUUCGUACUGAAAAUUCCAGGAGGCUACGAACUGGUGCCAGGCACGUCGUCGUACGUGAAGACAGUCGUCACCACCACGAAGAACUGGAACCAGGCCGAGGCAGACUGCGAGGUAGACGGAGGCCGACUGGCCGUGGACACCAACCAGCAGAUCCACGCCUACAUGACCCAGAUGAUCUUGAGUCUCGGGAUCUACUCGAACGUUGGAGCUGGCACCGGAUACUUCAGGAUCGGUGGGCAGAGCACGAUGGACGCCAACCACUGGAGACUUCUCGACGGCACACUCCUGAAUUACACGGGGAAAGGUCAAGGACUGUUCCACCCGACCGAACCCAAUCAAGGGGGAGGAUGUCUGAUGAUCGCCGUCUACAAGGCCCCGGACUCCACAUGCUGCAACGGACGCUGGGCGGAUAACGAUUGCACCAUAACUACCUGGAGCUCUGGAUAUUUCUGCGAAAUUCAGGUUCCGGCGUAAGUCAUUCCCGAGAGGACGGAUGUGACUACGCCUGGACACAAGCCGGAAAAUAUGGACGAAGAAGAGAUUGAUCACUUCUCGGUACUUCAAGGGUCUGUAUUUGGUGUAGUCUUUAGAUAAUGUUCCAUGCUGAUUUUAUGUUACGUUAUGUCCAUGUUUGGUAUUAUAUAAGGUUUAUGUGGUAUUGUGUUGGCACAGAAUAUAUUUCCGCUCAUCACAGGAAUAUGUAAGUCCAUGUAAAGUG